UCCGAUGUCCGAUGGGCAUCUGCAAUGCUCCCGCAACCUUUCAGCGAGCCAUGAAUAUGGCUUUCCGGAACUUUGUGCGGAAGACACGGCUGGCCCAGAGCAUUAUCAAUUAUUGCGUGAUCGUGUACAUGGAUGAUAUUCUGGUGUAUUCAAGUUCCUACAAGGGGCACGUGCAGCACAUCGAGUGGACGCUGCACUCUUUGAGAGAUGCUGGUUUCAAGGUGGCGCUCGAGAAAUGUCAGUUCUUUCUCACCACCAUUUCAGUCCCGGGACACGUGGUGACGGACCAGGGACUCAGACCGGAACCGCAAAAGGUGGCAGUCGUGAGAGACGCACCUGUGCCCACGACUAUCACGCAAGUUCGCGCCUUUUUAGGCCUGGCCUCGUACUACCGAAGGUUUAUCAAGGGCUUCGCGGCUAUUGCGGGUCCCCUCACGAAUUUGCUGACAAAGGAUCAGCCGUUGAUCUGGACGCUAGAGUGUGACCAGGCGUUCUCGAAACUCAAGGCAACCCUUAUUUCGGCCCCGGUCCUUAUAAGACCGGAUACUGCGAAGCCUUUUGUCCUCAUCACGGACUGGCAGCCGGAGGCAAUCUCAGCGAUCUUGGCCCAGGUGGGACCUGACGGACUAGAAUGCGUGGUGGAAUACGCGUUUAAGUUGGUGCCUGCUUGCAAGCGCAAUUACGUCGCCCCGACAGGAGAAUUCUAUGCAGCUCUGUGGGGGAUCGACCACUUUCGAGCCUAUCUGUACGGGCGGAAGUUCACACUGGUUACCGAUCAUGAGCCACUAUUAGCCCUGAAGAAGUCUAAGGAUUACUCGGGCAUGAUCGGGAGAUGGGCGACAGUGCUACAUAGCAUGGACUUUGACAUGGGUCAUCGGAAGCACGAGAGGCACGUGAAUGCUGACGGGUUGACACGACUGCACCGACCCGAGAAGGUCCUCAAGAGCGAAGAAGUGAUUCCGUGGAACGAGCCGAAGGAGAAGAGCGGACUGAGAUACGGACAAGUGACGUGGGCACGGACCAGCGAGCAUCCUGCGUGCAUCGAAUACCUGGAGUUGUUAAUCAUCCAGGCUUGGAGAACGGACGUGGAAGGUGAUCUCCUCGGUUUUCUCUUCGGAUCGGUGCGGCCAGGCCAUCGCCAGCCUAUCGUUCAAGAACUCAUCGUCCCGCUCGUGCAAUUGGCUGACGAUCUCCCCCUCGACAUCGUUUCGCAAAGCGACGAUAGUCCCGCUCCGCACGUCAUCACACGGGUAUUAGUACCGUAUCUUCAGUGGACUGCUUACUUGGAGGAACCCGGGAGUGACAGCACCUUGCCAUCACGGCAGGAGUACUUGAAGCCGUACGGAAUCAUUGAUCGCGCCUUCUAUCCGAAGGAGCCUGAGGAGGUGCUUCAAGAAGAAGAAGAAGCCACCGAAGAAGAACGCGACGCUGACGAAGAAAUGUCGGAGGAGGGAAGCUAUAGAGAGUACAGCGAAGGAAAGCAGAGUGAGGAGGAGGAGCUAGAAGAAGAAGAAGGCGAAGAGGAGGAGGAGCUAGAAGAGGAGGAAGCCGGAUCGGAGUGGGAAGACUUGCCGAAAGAAGCGGCGCGCACGGGCACGGAAGCGGAAGAUCCCGAAGAAGCGCGAAGAAGGGAAGAGAUCGCCGUCGGGAAAAACCAGCUGGAGAUUGCCAGCGGGGCGAGCCUUUGCAUCAACGACGACCCAACCAGGGAUCCAGAGCCCCCCGAGCCCGAAGAUGGCGGAUCAGCAACCGCGGCUCCAAGCACAUCACGACGGAGACGGAGCCGAUCCCCCUCCCCCUCAACCCCACCCCGUCCCCCAGUUCGUCCACGUACCAACGCGGAGAAUCGGCCUUUGUCCCCGGUCAUUAUCCCGCCGCCCCCUUGAUUACCUCACCCUUUGCCAGAUCUCUACCCCCGUCACCUUCCCUCGCAACCCCUUUCCUCCAAAUACUUUCAAGCACUUUUACUCCACCCGUCUCGCCGUUACCGUCCAUCCCAGCGCCUCCCUUCAAGCCGCGAACCCCACGUUCUGUCUACACGUCCUCCUGUUCAGUGUCGCAUGGCAAAAGAGCAACACAGUAGAAGUCUACUGCGUAACCACCGGGACCAUCCCCGCGUGUCGCCAUCACGAGA
This is a messenger RNA of Chara braunii, 2134 nucleotides long. Lineage: Eukaryota; Viridiplantae; Streptophyta; Charophyceae; Charales; Characeae. The record is from the annotation of a GenBank genome assembly.